AGCCGCGGAAGUACAAGUAUGGAUGGGAAGAAAUGCAGUGUGUGGAUGUUUCUACCUCUUGUCUUUACUGUAUUUACUUCAGCUGGAUUGUGGAUAGUAUACUUUAUAGCUGUGGAAGAUGACAAAAUUUUCCCAUUAAAUUCAGCUGAAAGAAAACCUGGUGUGAAGCAUGCGCCAUAUAUAAGCAUUGCAGGUAAUGAUCCUCCUGCAAGCUGUGUGUUUAGUCAAGUGAUGAACAUGGCAGCCUUCCUAGCUCUUGUGGUAGCUGUUCUGCGCUUCAUACAACUGAAACCAAAGGUUUUAAAUCCAUGGCUUAAUAUUAGUGGAUUGGUGGCACUGUGUCUGGCUUCCUUCGGAAUGACCUUACUUGGUAAUUUUCAGCUCACAAAUGAUGAAGAAAUCCAUAAUGUGGGAACUUCGUUGACCUUUGGGUUUGGCACAUUGACCUGCUGGAUCCAGUCCGCAUUGACACUGAAAGUCAAUAUCAAGAAUGAAGGACGAAAAGCUGGGAUUCCGCGUGUUAUUCUCUCAGCAGUUAUCACGCUCUGCGUGGUCCUCUACUUUAUCCUCAUGUCGCAGGGUAUUCACAUGUAUGCAGCCAGGAUUCAGUGGGGCCUGGUGAUGUGUUUUGUGUCUUUCUUUGGCACCUUGGCAGUAGAGUUCCGGCACUAUCGUUAUGAGAUUGUUUGCUCUGAGUACCAGGAGAAUUUCCUAAGCUUCUCAGAAAGCCUGUCUGAAGCAUCUGAAUAUCAAACUGACCAAGUGUAAUGCAUGAAGUUUUCCUUACUGACGAGGUAGGGAAGGGGCCAGGGCACAAAGGACUUGCCGCAUAGCCUCCUAACACACUUUGUACACACAUACAUAUGCAGACAUGUUCAUGACCACAUCUGCCAAGUGAACUUUUCAGGGCAAGUCAUUUCUGUAAGGGAAAAGCACAAGCCCUUUGUGGAAAGCCUCAAUGUUCACCCAAAGUUGUAUGCCCGAGAGAGCUGGCAGCUUGUGCGUUAUCACUGCUCCCGUGCUCUGCUCUUUCUCUUCACUCAUUUCUCACAUGGUCAUCACCCUCCAAGAGAGCCGGGCAGUUCAGACGAAACAUGAAAUGGAUGCCAACUCCCAACAUUGCCUUCAUAGCCAAAGGGCUCGGAAUAGGCUCACAAGAAACCUUCUCAAUCAGGCACUUUUGCUUUUGACGAGAUGGAGGAUCAUUUCAUCGGAUAUGGCUGGGUGUACGGAGACAUGACCCAGGAGUCGGGGGAAAGCCUGGGAUCUGAGCUGAGAUAAUACAGAGACAAUACAGCAAGCAAGUGUGUUUGCCUUACAGGUGACUGACCUGAUUUUCAUCCCAGAAUCUCAUAUGGUCCCCCAAGCACAGCCAGGAGUAAUUUCUGAAUGUAGAGCCAGGAGAAACACCUGAGCACUGUCAGGUAUGGCCCCACCAAAAAGGCAAAAUGUUAAAAAA
Messenger RNA from Suncus etruscus (white-toothed pygmy shrew), 1459 nucleotides. It is a transcript of the gene TMEM150C, whose product is annotated as transmembrane protein 150C. NCBI's taxonomy places the organism in Eukaryota, Metazoa, Chordata, Mammalia, Eulipotyphla, Soricidae. Bases 19 to 768 code for a protein of 249 amino acids. The transcript is spliced from 8 exons. The record is from RefSeq and is a predicted model, not a curated record.